Molecule: messenger RNA, 1335 nt
Organism: Pectinophora gossypiella (pink bollworm)
Lineage: Eukaryota; Metazoa; Arthropoda; Insecta; Lepidoptera; Gelechiidae
Product: homeobox protein unplugged-like
Exons: 4
Coding region: 168-1178 (336 amino acids)
Biological process (GO): regulation of nervous system development; regulation of transcription by RNA polymerase II
Cellular component (GO): nucleus
Molecular function (GO): DNA-binding transcription factor activity, RNA polymerase II-specific; RNA polymerase II transcription regulatory region sequence-specific DNA binding
Source: RefSeq, a predicted model, not a curated record
UAUUUUUAGCCUGUUACAAAUUCGCGCCCGAACUACUUUUAUUAUUUUUAAAAUAAAAAAAAAUAAAAUGCAUGUUUUGUGCUAGUGUUUUAUAAAAGUGAUAUUUUAAAAUUCAUAUUCAUAAAGACUGUUUGUAAACAAAGCAAUAAAAGGACUUAAUUACAAAAAUGGAUUCCGAAAUCGUGGAAACGCAAACGAAAAAGCCGAAGCCAUUUUCAAUAGAAUCUUUAAUAGGGAGUGAUAAAAACAGAAAAUCACCGGAGAUAGACAUAGAGAACAACAUUUCGGAACAUUCUAGAACGUCAGAAGAAGAAGAUGGAGAGAGAUUGGACGGAUUAAACCGGAUGAGAUAUUAUUUUAACGCGCCAUUUCUACAACAAAAUGGCGUAUCAUUUCCUUUUCUUCUGGGUUAUCCAGAGCCGUGGUUGUCGAGGGUUUUAGGGUCGAAUCCGCCGGCGUCCACGCAGGAGAAAGAAGAUGACAAGAGAGAGAGUCCAGUGAGUGUUGGGAGUGAAAUAGAGAGUGACGGCGGAGAGGACAAUACGCAAGGAAACGACUCAGAGCCAGAUCUAGAAGAUUCAAGCACGGAACCGAGGGAAAGUAAAGCAAGAAGAAGAAGAACCGCAUUCACUUCUGAGCAGCUUCUAGAACUAGAGAGGGAGUUUCACGCCAAGAAGUACCUUAGUCUUACGGAGAGGUCGCAGAUAGCCUCCGCCCUCAAACUCAGUGAGGUCCAAGUGAAAAUAUGGUUCCAAAACCGCCGAGCAAAGUGGAAGCGGGUCAAAGCAGGCCUGGCAUCAGGCAGCCAUGGCGGCAAGAACACAACUGGCACCAAGAUAGUGGUGCCAAUUCCGGUGCACGUCAACAGGUUUGCCGUCAGGACCCAGCACCACCAGAUGGAGAAGCAGAACCUGCAGUUCCGGCUUGACCGGAGUCAGCCGCUGCCUGGUAGCCUCAUGCAGUCUCAAACAUCAGCGUUUUGCUCCAAAGUCGAUUCAAGACAAGAGAACCCACUUGACCGAGUAUAUGACACCAACAUGAGAUUAGCGGCCAUAAGCCAGAGUUUAGGGCAAAAUUUGACCCAAAAUCUGGGGCAAAACUUGCCCCAAAAUUUAAGUCAAAAUUUGCCCCAGAAUUUAGGUCCAAAUCUAAGGUUUGCUAAUGGAAGACAUAGUUAAAGAUUAAAAAUAAGGAUUUUACGGACCAUAGUGGGAUCAGAAUAGUUUAGGAGUUAUUAUUGUAUGUAUUAUAUAAACAUAUAGAAAGAAAGAAAGAAAGAAACGUUAAUUAUAAAGGGACACCACAUUACCAAAUACAAAACAAAUAACAAAUAUA